Messenger RNA from Eruca vesicaria subsp. sativa (arugula), 520 nucleotides. NCBI's taxonomy places the organism in Eukaryota, Viridiplantae, Streptophyta, Magnoliopsida, Brassicales, Brassicaceae. The record is from the annotation of a GenBank genome assembly.
CUUUUCUACAAGAGAAUUAAACCCUUUUUUUUUGUUCGUUUAAACUCUUUUGAUAAUGGAUUCGUAUUACGUAGGGUUUGUGGUCAGAGACGAGCCACACUUUCUAGAGUCUUGCUCUCUUUGCCGCAAAACCCUUUCUCUUAACUCUGAUAUUUUCAUGUACAGAGGAGACAUGGCAUUUUGUAGCCAAGAGUGUAGGCAAGAACAGAUUGAGUCUGAUGAAAAGAAAGCCAAGAGAUGGAGAAAAGCAUCGUCUUCUUCGUCGUCGUCCAGAUCUAAAAACUCCGUCGCCGGGAAAACCGUACGGACGGAGACUCUUGUCGUGUCUUAGUUAUUACAUGUUCACGAGAAGAGAUCCUUUUUUGGCUUGUGGGUUUUCUUGGUUUAAGUUUAAAGAAAACAAAAUAAUAAUGAUAAAGUCACUUCUAAAUUACUGUGUUCUAAUUUAAUUGGGCUUGUCACGAAAUAUGUUGGCCCAUUUGAUAGGCCCAUGCUCUCAUUUCUGAAGAUCUUAAUACAC